Oncorhynchus gorbuscha (pink salmon) is the source of this 948-nucleotide messenger RNA. Its product is annotated as succinate dehydrogenase [ubiquinone] iron-sulfur subunit, mitochondrial-like. The transcript has 8 exons. Gene Ontology annotation, biological process: respiratory electron transport chain; aerobic respiration; tricarboxylic acid cycle. The coding region runs from base 57 to 908 and encodes 283 amino acids. The record is from RefSeq and is a predicted model, not a curated record. Gene Ontology annotation, molecular function: electron transfer activity; 2 iron, 2 sulfur cluster binding. NCBI's taxonomy places the organism in Eukaryota, Metazoa, Chordata, Actinopteri, Salmoniformes, Salmonidae. Gene Ontology annotation, cellular component: mitochondrial membrane.
UGCAUUCAGGGACAGCAGAUACCAGAGAGAGGUCAGAGAAACACAGAUUGCGCAAGAUGUCGGUCGUAUGUCUAUCGUCUUUGGGUCGCUGUAGUACGGUGGCAUUCCGUUCUACCACUGGAAUGGUGGCAGUUCGGUACGCCCAGACAGCGGCGGCCACAGCACCCCAGCCCAGAGUCAAGAAGUUCCAGGUGUACCGCUGGGACCCAGACACGGUGGGGGAUAAGCCCCGCAUGCAGACCUUUGAGAUUGAUCUCAACACCUGUGGCCCCAUGGUAUUGGACGCCCUCAUCAAGAUAAAGAAUGAGAUGGACGGCACUCUGACCUUCCGUCGCUCCUGCAGAGAGGGUAUCUGUGGAUCCUGUGCAAUGAACAUCAAUGGAGGCAACACACUGGCCUGUCUGAACAAGAUUGACACCAACACCAGCAAGGCUACCAAGAUCUACCCUCUGCCACACAUGUAUGUGGUCAAAGAUCUGGUCCCUGACAUGAGUAAUUUCUAUGCUCAAUACAAGUCAAUCGAGCCCUACCUGAAGAAGAAGGAUGAGACAAAUGAGGGAAAGGAACAGUACCAUCAGACUGUGGAGGACAGACAAAAACUGGACGGGCUGUAUGAAUGUAUUCUGUGCGCGUGCUGCAGCACCAGCUGCCCCAGCUACUGGUGGAAUGGAGACAAGUACCUGGGACCUGCUGUCCUCAUGCAGGCCUACCGUUGGAUGAUCGACUCGAGAGACGAGUUCACAGAGGAGCGUCUCUCCAAGCUGCAGGAUCCUUUCUCUCUCUACCGCUGUCACACCAUCAUGAACUGCACUAAGACCUGCCCCAAGGGCCUGAACCCAGGGAAGGCAAUUGCAGAGAUUAAGAAGAUGAUGGCCACUUACAAGGAGAAGAAAUCAGCUGUUGCUUGAACUCUGGGGUCAUGACCCUUGACCCCACCCCCACCCCCCC